AUGCCGACACUCGGUUUUUUGAAGAAGAAACGGACGAAGGAGUCUCCGGCUAUAACCUCUCCAACAUCAAGUCAAGCCACAACCAGUCCGACGACCCCCACAUCAUCAAGAGGCUUCCAUAAUUCGAUAGCUUCUGUCUCGACCCAAUCGACUUUACCCCAAUCCCACGAGCACGAGGUUCUCCAAACUACAACCUCUCGCACAACAGACGACCAACCGACUGCCGUGGGCAAAAAAGCCUCAAUGACACACGGAAUAACUCCACAGCAGCAAUCUGCGCAAAUUCAUUCCGAUCAACAGCAGCACCGUCAAAACUCUCCCAGCAUUAGCAACUUGAUUCAUCCACCACAGCAUGACGGCGCGAGCCAGUCAUAUCCAACCCCACCAGCUUCUUCACAACCUUCACUACAUCCAGUAGCUGCUAACACCAGCACUCUUCAAAUGGACUCUUCACAGCGACAAUCGCAGCAAUCACAACAGCAGCCACAGAUUAGACAAACCAAGGGCAAAUAUUCUUUGACAGAUUUUGAUAUUCAGCGCACAUUGGGCACUGGAAGUUUUGGACGAGUUCAUCUAGUUCGAUCGAAGCACAAUCAGCGAUACUAUGCCGUCAAAGUGUUGAAGAAGGCGCAGGUGCACAAGAUGAAGCAGGUCGAACAUACCAAUGAUGAGAGAAAGAUGUUACAAGAAGUCAAGCAUCCAUUCCUGAUUACUCUAUGGGGUACUUUUCAAGACUCGAAGAAUUUAUACAUGGUGAUGGAUUUUGUAGAGGGGGGUGAACUAUUCUCUUUACUGCGAAAGUCUCAACGAUUCCCCAAUCCUGUAGCCAAAUUCUAUGCUGCUGAAGUUACGUUGGCUUUAGAAUACCUUCAUUCAAAACAUAUCAUUUAUCGAGAUUUGAAACCAGAGAAUUUGCUACUUGAUAGGCACGGACAUCUUAAGAUUACUGACUUUGGAUUUGCAAAGAAGGUCCCAGAUAUUACAUGGACGUUGUGUGGUACCCCAGAUUACUUAGCACCAGAAGUAGUCUCGAGUAAAGGUUAUAAUAAAUCCGUAGAUUGGUGGUCCCUUGGUAUAUUAAUUUUCGAAAUGCUCUGUGGUUUUACACCAUUUUGGGAUGGUGGCUCUCCCAUGAAAAUCUAUGAGAAUAUUCUCAAAGGGAGGGUUAAGUAUCCUCCCUAUAUUCACCCAGAUGCACAGGACUUGUUGCAAAGAUUGAUCACAGCAGAUCUCACCAAGCGUCUUGGUAACUUACAUGGUGGUUCUGAGGAUGUCAAGAAUCAUCAAUGGUUCGCUGAAGUAACUUGGGAAAGGUUAUCCAAGAAGGAUAUCGAUGCACCUUAUGUUCCUCCUGUUAAGGCCGGAGUUGGAGAUGCCAGCCAGUUUGAUAAGUACCCUGAAGAAACGGAGAUAUAUGGUCAAGGUGGGCCCGAUGAGUAA
Messenger RNA from Botrytis fragariae, 1440 nucleotides. Its product is annotated as putative camp-dependent protein kinase catalytic subunit protein. The record is from RefSeq and is a predicted model, not a curated record. Gene Ontology annotation, cellular component: cAMP-dependent protein kinase complex; nucleus. The transcript is spliced from 3 exons. Lineage: Eukaryota; Fungi; Ascomycota; Leotiomycetes; Helotiales; Sclerotiniaceae. Gene Ontology annotation, molecular function: ATP binding; cAMP-dependent protein kinase activity. The coding region runs from base 1 to 1440 and encodes 479 amino acids. Gene Ontology annotation, biological process: peptidyl-serine phosphorylation.